Molecule: messenger RNA, 1093 nt
Organism: Alosa alosa (allis shad)
Lineage: Eukaryota; Metazoa; Chordata; Actinopteri; Clupeiformes; Clupeidae
Exons: 4
Coding region: 1-804 (267 amino acids)
Source: RefSeq, a predicted model, not a curated record
AUGAGGUGCUCCAUCUCUACACAGCACCUGGGUGGUACAUUCACCCUACAGCAGCUCUCUGGGUCAUUUAGAGAGACAAAGAUCUCCACUGGAGCCUCUGCCCUCUUCACCAUUCCUCAAGUGGACUUUAUCCAUGAAGGAUCCUACUACUGCCAGUAUGCAACAAGGGUUUCCACACGUGAAUUCACAUCCCCCCAAAGUGCUACCGUCAGCCUUUCUGUAAUAGUGGUGCUUGUGCAGCCCAACAUCUCUCUCAGUGCCCCAGAUGGAGGGCUGUUCUGGGGGCCUCAGGGGCCAGAGGUGACCAGGGGCCACAGUCUCUCCCUCAUCUGCUCUACUGAGCCACAGCACCAAGGAGGCUCCUUCCACCUCAUCUUUGAUGGGUCUAACAGGACCAGGACUCAGCUCGCCAUCAACCACUCAGCCUCCUUCUACAUUCCUGAGGCAGACUACUCCCACCAGGGCAACUACAGCUGUGUCUAUGAGGUCACUGUGUCCAGCCGCACAUUCAAGUCAACACAGACAGCACCACUGACAGUCAUCAUAAGAGCAUCUCUGGCUCCCAUCAUUGCAUCUGGAGUGAUUUCAGGGUUGUUCCUACUGUUGCUGAUCCCUGCCAUCCUGUACCUGGUGAAGAAAAAACAUUUAGGUUCUGCAAACACAUACAGAUUUCACAAUGGACCAGGUGAGUCUCGUGAUGAAGUUGAGAACAUAUAUAUCUAUGGAGACCUGGAAGAAGACAUGAAUGCAGAAGAGCUGCAUGGCCCAACUGUCAUAGACAACGACUAUGAUGAGGAUGACUAGCAAAGGUUGAUCUAGCAAAACUAUAACUAAGACUGGUUUGAUAUAUUUGGAUUUGAAAGCGGUUCUGUCAGUAUCCCUGUCCUGAGACUCACUUGUUCACUUGUAGCCCUCUGCUGGCCCUCUCUGUGUUUUGACUGUCUCCGUCUGCCUUUGGUUUGGUCCACCAUGAGCUUUUUUCUCCUUCCUGCCAAUUUUGAUCCCCACCCCAUUGUGAUCAAUUAGCCGUAUAGUACAGCACUCACUGAUGCACUUACUGUACUCUACCGUUUUUAAAUUGUCCUAAAAUUGU